UCUCAUUAAAACCUUGCUAAUUGGCUUGUAAUGAUGCCAUCUGUAAGGCUUUUCGGAUGGUCAUGGUUGUAUGUGUUUAUAUUUUAUUCAAUUUGUUUUUAUACUUGAUCUUAACAUUUUCUCCCUUCUUUUGGCUGAAUAUGCAGACGUGAUGGCAGCAUUUCUUCUGUUGGUCGUAUUGCAAUUCAAUCAUUCUGUGCUCCACAGUGUGAAUAUACCGACAUGGUUUGUGGCGCUGCUAUUUGCUCUUACCGUUUUAAUUGCAUUGGGCCUCUGAUUUACACCCGCUUCUUGGUUCCUUUGCCCUGCAGUUUUGUUGUUAGGAGUUUGAAUGGGACAUGCUUUCCUUUCUUAGAUCUCUAAGAGCCAUGGUCAGAUCUUCAAAUGCAGUUGCUGUUGUGACAUUUCCACCUAGUCUUCUUUUGCCAUCCUUCUCUAUAAGAUGGCAGCACAUGGCAGACACCUUGCUAUCGGUCAAAGCAAUUCCAGACGAGGACAAGGAAUUGGAAAAGCUCCUUACUGGUUACCAGGACAUGGUAGGGCUUCUCAAUGUGCACAAAGUAGCACAGAAUAAUACACAGGUUCCUGUGAUCCUUGAGGCAACAACGUACUCAAUGAAGUUGAAAAGGCGGAGGUUUAUGGUUUUAGAAUGUCUAAACCAAGCCCCAAUCGAUGAUUCAAGUGGGAGUUCGUAUGGCACUUCGGGUAGUUGUUCUGUCUCCUCCAAAACUGGGGCUCUUGAUUUUUAACACCCAACUUAUAUUCCUCUUUUGAGAUGUCACUGAUAAAAAAAUUUCAGCUUGUAAACUCAACUCUAAGAGUCAGCCAUCAACCAUGAUGGCAAAUAGCUCCUUGUGUUUCUACAAAAUGUUUUGUUUUAGCGAAGCAGUCGCAAGAAUUAGAAUUUUGGAAUUGUUUAUUUCUCUGAUCAAUGUUUCAACAGGUCUUGUUUUACAAGUUUGUGUCUACUUAGUUCAAUGGAUGUAUUAGUAUUUGCUAAAACACCCAUCUUCUUUGA
Messenger RNA from Malus domestica (apple), 1018 nucleotides. RefSeq names its product elongator complex protein 4-like. Gene Ontology annotation, biological process: tRNA wobble uridine modification. NCBI's taxonomy places the organism in Eukaryota, Viridiplantae, Streptophyta, Magnoliopsida, Rosales, Rosaceae. Gene Ontology annotation, cellular component: cytoplasm; elongator holoenzyme complex; transcription elongation factor complex. The record is from RefSeq and is a predicted model, not a curated record.